Messenger RNA from Quercus lobata, 1286 nucleotides. RefSeq names its product eukaryotic translation initiation factor 3 subunit J-like. The coding region runs from base 332 to 991 and encodes 219 amino acids. Gene Ontology annotation, molecular function: translation initiation factor activity. NCBI's taxonomy places the organism in Eukaryota, Viridiplantae, Streptophyta, Magnoliopsida, Fagales, Fagaceae. Gene Ontology annotation, cellular component: cytoplasm; eukaryotic translation initiation factor 3 complex. The record is from RefSeq and is a predicted model, not a curated record. The transcript is spliced from 7 exons.
UCCGUGAGGUUUUACUUUUAUUAAACGGAUUCUUAAUUAUUACUAAACCCCACGUUCUCUAGUUUCCUCUUUCACCUCGGACUCUGAAUCGAGUCUACAAUAAAUCUUUGUUUUUGUUUUCGUUUUCAACAUAAAUUUUCGCAUAUUUUGACCAAGUUCUCUAUUUGCGUCUUUCUCUAUUUCUAACCCAUCGAAGGAUUAGGGUUUUGCUGCACAAAAUUUCGAAUUUCCACCCAAAAAAAAAAACAAUUCCUUCGAUUUUCUCGGCAUCUUCUCAGAAUCACUCUUUGCAAGAUCGUUACUACUUUUCUUUUGAGAAAGUGACAACAAGAUGGAGGACUGGGAGGAUGAGCAGAUUCCACCUAUCCCUACAAAGGAGCAGCCUAAAAAUAACUGGGAUGAUGAAGAUGUGGACGAUGAUGGUGUGAAGGAAUCAUGGGAGGAUGAAGAUGAACCUACACCGGCACCUGAAACUAAACCUCCAGUUGAAAAGGCUCCAAAGAAAGUGAAAGCUGCUGAAAAGAAAGGAAAAACUGUGGAAGUAGUAAAAGAAGAGCCACUAGAUCCUGUAGCUGAGAAACUUCGCCAACAACGGCUGGUGGAAGAAGCAGAUUAUAAAUCUACUAAAGAACUAUUUGGUGAGAGAGGAGAUGAGAAGACUCUUGAUAAUUUUAUUCCCAAAUCAGAAAGUGAUUUCUUGGAAUAUGCCGAGCUCGUAUCAAAUAAGCUGCGACCAUUUGAGAAAAGUUACCAUUAUAUUACCUUACUCAAGGCUGUAAUGAGACUGUCAAUGACUACUUUGAAAGCAGCAGAUGCAAAAGAUGUUGCAUCUUCUGUCUCGGCAAUUGCAAAUGAAAAGCUAAAAGCAGAAAAGGAAGCAAAUGCUGGUAAAAAGAAAGGCCCUAAGAAAAAGCAGCUCCAUGUUGACAAGCCAGAUGAUGAUAUUGCCGUUACUUCCUAUGAUGCUCUUGAUGACUAUGAUUUCAUGUGAGUGUUUUGUUCCAGUCAGAAAUGGGAUUUUGCUUUUAAAACAUUGAAGAAGGGAUAAGUUCCUCCGGCGUCCCCCUCAAAUAUUCACGAGUGUUAUUGCUGUAUUUGUUGAAUAAGAGAUUGUGGCAGAUUGCCUUCCUAUAUUUUAUGUUCAAUUUUGCUAGUUUUGGAUACUAGUAGAUCAACAUUUGUCUGCUUAUACUAUAUGUUGUGUUUGCCUGAGUCAUUGAAAAAUUUGUGACCCUGUCGAAAGUAAAAUUACUAGUUAUUGAGAUUUUUUUAUUUAAGUCCUUCUA